Molecule: messenger RNA, 441 nt
Organism: Dracunculus medinensis (Guinea worm)
Lineage: Eukaryota; Metazoa; Nematoda; Chromadorea; Rhabditida; Dracunculidae
Source: the annotation of a GenBank genome assembly
AUGGCUGGGAAUCGACAAAUACAAUAUGCUGAAGAAGAGGGUAAUCGGAAGUUAGAAAAGCAUGGAUUUACUCCGUCAGCCAGUGGUGCUGUGAUUGCUGAAAGGAAGAAAUCAACUAAACAAUCACUUCGACAUCGAAAUGCUGCUGAGUUUUUUAAAAGAAAUGAUGAACAGACCAAAUUAACUCAAAAUUAUAUUCAAAAUGGUCAGGUACUCUUUGAUCGAGUGAAAUCGGCUGAUGACGAUCUUGAAUUUCAGCGUCAUAUCGGCGAUUCAUUCGUGUUACAGUCUUUAAUGCCUAGCGCUGAUCUUAUACAAAAAAUUAAGGAAGAGAAGGAUGCUCAGAGAAUGAUUAAGGAUGGAUACGUUGAGAAAAGCGAUAUGGAAAUAGUCGAUCGUCCAGACGAGAAUGAAAGAGAUUACAAAGAUGGUCGGUUUUAA